CAUGAAUACAAACUGGAUGUGGAGAAUGAAUCUAUUCCCCCAGGUACCACUAACUCUUUUUUUCUUGUUUCAACUUUUUUUUCUUCUAAAUACAGGUGCGUCAGAUUUUUAAGAUUUGCAUGUAUUUUUAUUUUUGUAAUUUUAAAAUUCCAAAAUGUUUUCUUUCUACAUCAAAUAUUUCUUUGUGGUAUACAUAAUUUAAUAGAAUAUCAUGAUGAGAUGCAAAGCAUGAUAAAAUUCAUUGUUCUUCAGGAAACAUGAAACAACUGUCCUAAACUCUUUUUUUAAUAUUUGUUCACAAACUUCCUGGAUUAAUUGUAAAAUAUUUUCUUCUUUUCAGAUGAGGAAAACAAAAAAUUACUUUCAGGUAAGUCUACCAAAGCUGUCUGCAUUUUAUGUUGCCAAAUGGCUGAACAGUUGGCUCCAAAAGUUUGGGUUGGAGGUUGACAUCUAUACGGUACUGUUACAUCUAAAUGUUUUAAAAUAGAUUAGCUUGCCCUUGGAUACCUUCCACUUUUUCCGCUUCCAGGGAGUUCCUGAUUCCUGUUUGAUUUUUCUAAACUCAAUUCAAGUAAGUUGAGGGCUAAUUUAAAUAGGCCCAAUAAUAUAAUUUCUUUCAAAAUAGAACACUUACAAUCUGAAUAAUUUAUUUACUUUCAUUUCAUGGAAUCGUUAUCCUAUCCAUGUUAACUUAGCCAAACGACAUCUUCAGCAACUUUUAUGAAAGUGUAACAAUCUCUUUUGCUCUUUUCUCCCAGAAAUUUAUUUUUUUCUUAACUGUCGCACCCCAUAGUGAGAUGAUUGAGGGCCGUCAUAAAACACAAUUUAGAACAAGCGACUACAUAAGUUUAAUUAAUUUUUAAAAUGCCACAUCAUUCAUAUCCCACGGUCUUCAUAAUGGUUUAUUAAAAAAAUAACUUGAAGCAGAUCUCUAGAUUAGACUAGUUGUCUGAUUAAUUUGCUCAUAAAUUUGAAAUUAAAUCUUUUUACAUAUUUUGCUUUGCCCACUUCAGCCAAAGCAGCACACAUCUUAAGAAAGUAAUUUAGCUGUUCAAACUAAUUUUUAAACUUUGUUAUUUUAUUUCAUUUCAGCUCUCCUAAUAAUCCUAUUAGCAUUUGCCAUGAUAACAGCUCUUUUCGUCAUCAUAUGUUGCCGGAAAUAUCUGAAGGAAAAAAUAAUUUCAUGUCUCAUGUGUAAACCUGCCGAGAUAUGGGACUCCGAAACUUUAAGCUCAACAGGUAAAUAAUAAAUGUUUAUGUAUCAGAUGCUUCUAUAUUGAUAUUAAUUUAAGGUCUGAUUGAGAAAUUCUCAGUGCCCUUGAGAUCAUGGAACAUUCUGGAAGAGUCUGUUAACUAUAUGGUACCGGUAGUACCGGUAUAUUAAUUAUUUUGGGAUAUAAUAUAAGUGAAAGACAUUUACAUUACAUUGUGUGUUAAAGUUAAAGCUAGUGUAACUUUCAUCCCUUAUUGUAACAAAAUCCAUCUUCCAAAAGAAUAAUUAAUGUGUGCAAAGUUACAGUAUAAAUAAUUUCAAACAGUUCAUAAAAUGUUGAAAAUCUUUUGUUUUUCACCUUGAUUUGGUGAAAGUUUUGUAACCAUGACCAAAUUUCAAAUUUUAAUUCUCAGACACUAUUGAUAAAGAAAAAAUGGCUUCUCAUGGGAAAGAAUCUAUCCUUCAUGUCACUAACUACACCAGUGUGCCAGAUGGUGUUAGCAAAGCUUAUAGUACAAAGCCCAGGUGUCAGCAUCAGCUCAAAAAUAAUGCAAAGAAUGUUUUUGUCAAAGAUCAGCCGCAGCAUAGCUUGGAUUCGACUGAUUCUCCUUUGCUAAAGAAACAUAGUUUGAGUAAGACAAUAAAUAUUUUUUAAGAAAUUAAUCCAGGGGUUCUUAAACUUUUUGGGGUGUCACAUCCCAUCUUGACUUCAAAAUAUUUCCCACACCCUCUCAAUACAAAAUUUAAUUAAAAAUGUAAAUAACCCUAAUUUGCUGGCACUGCCUCUUGCACCCUGAUUAAGAACCCUUGACUUAAUGCAAAACCCUGGUCCAACUUUGGCACUUGACAUUUUUCUUUUAUUUCAUGCAAAACUGCAAUUAUUAUUUAAUGAAAAGUAUUAUGCCACCUACUAAAAUCAUCUACUUCGAAAAUAGUCUACAAAUAUAUGCGAAAUCUAAAUUGUGAUAAAAAAACGUAGUUGUUAAAUACUACAAAUGAAUUGAAAGAGUCUUGGAAUCAUUUAAACUCAGUUUUGCAUCACCUGAUUAACCUAUGAUAUUUUUUUUAUAUUUUGCAUUUUAUCAAGUUUUUUUGUGAAACAGAUGAAUCACUGUUUUAAUACCAGUUUAUAUUUUUUCACAUUUGAUUGUUUUAAUUAUUUUGGAUGUAUUCUGUUAGUAAAUGGAGUGCUCCAUUUUUGAAAAAAUAAAUUGUUAAAAUGGUGUCUUGUAUGCUUGAAAAAGUUAUUUUUUCCAUUUUUUUUCUUAGCCGAGACAGCCAACAGUAACCAGCGGGCCCUGAGGGAAAUGAUGAAUAAUAAAAAGUUUAUGAAGUUUAUUAAAAAACGCAUUGACCAAAUCCCAGACUCCAGUAAUGACAAACCAACUUACAGGGAUUUAGCCAAAUUCCUAGGAAUGGAGGAGAAUGAAAUAAGCAAUUUUGAGUAAGUACAGAUAACUCCACCAGAGUGAACAGCUAACUGCACGAUUCAUUAGGAACCUACUAUACAGUUCAUCAACACAGCUAUAGUUAAUAAAUGGGAAAUGAGUAAAAUAAAGUAUUGUAUGGUCAAACCUGAAAAAAGGAAUGCAACAAAACGACAAACGUGUCACCAGGAAGCCUUCGUCAGCAAACAUAUAACAGAAGAAAAAAAACAGACAAAAAUUUAAAAAUAGCACUUAGCUGAGGGCCCCAAUAAUUACCAUUUUAAAGUUAACAAACCUUUCCACUACAGCAGUGAUAUCCCAUGUUUUUGGGCUAAGCACCGCCAACAUGUUUGUGGAUCUUUUUUGGAGGGUUCAAAACCAAUGAGUUCCUAACCACAACUGUUCAAGUUGCAGAAUUAUAUAUUUGACACAAUUAAUUUAUUAUAAAUUUAAAGAUAAUGUUAUUUUAACUGUUGUUAUGAUAUAAAAAAUGCCAUCGUUGUUAAAAUAGCAUUUAUCUAACAUAUAUUAAGUUGUUAGCCAAUAAUUUCAAGUAAACUACAAUGCUGUCAAUGUGUUGACUUCCAGAUUUAAAUGUAAACAAGAGGGACAAAGUCCAACAGAGAACUUGCUGCAUGAUAUGAGAGCAAAUGGAGAUGGCAUUGACAGAUUUCUUUUAUUUCUAAAAAAUUUUAACAUUUGUGGUGAUCUUGAUAAAAUUGUACAACAUUAUAAUUUACCUUAGGUCAAAAGCUUUCUUGGCUGCAUUUUGUUAUAAUAUAAGAUACUGGACUUGAAUCUGAUGCUUUAUAAGAUGUUCCUGCUACAAUUGUAUUAUACCCGGUAAUAAGAAACUGGGCUUGAAACUAUUGC
Molecule: messenger RNA, 3513 nt
Organism: Lymnaea stagnalis (great pond snail)
Lineage: Eukaryota; Metazoa; Mollusca; Gastropoda; Lymnaeidae
Source: the annotation of a GenBank genome assembly